Messenger RNA from Aplysia californica (California sea hare), 363 nucleotides. RefSeq names its product craniofacial development protein 2-like. Bases 1 to 363 code for a protein of 120 amino acids. Lineage: Eukaryota; Metazoa; Mollusca; Gastropoda; Aplysiida; Aplysiidae. The transcript has a single exon. The record is from RefSeq and is a predicted model, not a curated record. Gene Ontology annotation, cellular component: nucleus. Gene Ontology annotation, biological process: chromatin remodeling.
AUGGCCUCAUUAGGAAUUAAGAAAUAUCUCAAGGAAAGAGAUGGUAGGAAGACAGUCAUAAACAUGAACAUCAUACAAGUGUAUGCCCCAACCAAUGGUGCAGAAGAGGAGAAUAAAGAUGACUUCUACAACCCUCUGCAGAGUAUGAUCGACAAACUUCCAGGUAACAACAUCAACAUUGUCAUGGCAGACCUAAAUGCAAAGAUAGGUUCGGACUAUGGUCACUGUGAGGAAAUCAUGGACAGAUAUGGAUUAGGAGAGGCAAAUGACAACGGAGAAAGAUUCCAUAACGUUUGUGCAUUCAACAACUUGGUUAUUGGAGGAACAAUCUUCCCACAUAAAAGGAUUCAUAAGGCCACUUGA